Messenger RNA from Sphenostylis stenocarpa, 513 nucleotides. The record is from the annotation of a GenBank genome assembly. Lineage: Eukaryota; Viridiplantae; Streptophyta; Magnoliopsida; Fabales; Fabaceae.
AUGGAUGGGAGAAGGAGCGGCGGAGCAGGAAAGGCGAUAAUAGCGCUGCUGAUUGGGACGCUCGUCUAUUAUCACUGCGCCUACCGCAAUUCCACCCUUCUCUCUCUUCUCUCCGAUGUCUUCAUCGUCCUUCUCUGCUCCCUCGCCAUUCUCGGUCUUCUCUUCCGACAGAUGAACAUACAGGUUCCCGUCGACCCCCUCGAGUGGCAGAUAUCGGAGGACACUGCCAAUGCGAUUGUCGCUUGGUUAGCCAACACGGUGGGUGCCGCCGAGUCCGUCUUGAGGGUUGCCGCCACCGGCCAUGACAAGAGGCUUUUUCUCAAAGUCAUCCUUUCCCUCUAUCUCUUCUCUGCUCUUGGAAGAUUCGCUCUUGGUAUCACCGUUGCCUAUGCCGGGCUAUGCUUCUUUUGUCUUUACAUGCUCGCCAACUGCUCUGAAUCAUUUAGCUCUGCUGUACCCUGGUUCUUCGGAAGAACAAAUGACAUUAGCCAAGUGCAAGACACGAUCAUGUAA